AAAGUGACCACAGUUAUCGAAAAUAUUUUGAAACCGAUAUGCAAGUAGUUGCUAUCGAGAUAUUUAACGGUUCAUAAAUUGCUACAAAAAUGUUGCAGAGUAAGUUCUUUUGAUUUAACGGUUUUGCACAUUUAUACAAUCUUGGGUGGUCCCGGAACGACCAAGCCAAAGCCUGCUGCUUCGUUUCCACCCCCAGCACUUUAGUGCGCCGACUCGCAACUCACUUUACUUUUUUCCUCUGCCAUCUCGCUUGCACUUUUAUAUACGAAUUGUCCUAGGACCAGUCUCACCCUAUUAAGGUCUCUCACCGCGCAUGUCCUGCAAAGUGUUAAGCGCAGAUCUCAUGUCAAUGUCCUGUUCACGAGCUUAGGCCAGUUUGACAUAUAAGUUCUCUGGAAAAUCAAGAGUGACAGAGAAAUGAAAGUGAAAAGGAAAACUGUCUAUGGAAACUAAUGAAAUAAAAAUUAAGAGGAAGUGGCUAAACGUUGGUAAUAAAUCAAUAAUAAAUGAGUCUGCGCAUGACAAUUGCAAUUGGAACACACUAUCCAGCCGAGAGAGACAGAGGGAGAGAUUGACAUGCGCACUACUGCAAUUGGGUGGUAAAAUGCAUUUGGCUUAGCCUUAAACAACAACCCGAGCACACCCGGUUAAGGGGGGGAAGUAUUUGAGGUAUUCGCUUAGGGGUUGAUUUCGCCUGGUUGCCUGCGGAGUUGCGCCGUUGGUCCUCGUCGUAAUCAGCCAUCCUCUUCGUUUUCACUUGUCUGUGCCCAGCGUUUAAUUGUUGUUGUGAACAGGACCAGCGCGGAGGCAGUGCCUCAAAAGAAAAAAAAUUGGCUUACAUUUUCUGUAUUGAUUAUUUGGAUUAUAAAAUUUAUUAAAUUUCGUGCAAUAUCUUUUAACAACCCCCCAGGAUGAGUCUCAAGUCGAGUGCGCGCAUUAAGAAACGACGCUCCGAUGCGGCAGCGGCUGCCUUUGGAGCAAAUAGUGUCUCAUCAUCCUUUGCCAAUACAACCACCACCUCCAGCAGUAGCAGUAGCACCACUACUGCCAAUACUAGCAACAACAACAACAACAGUAAUAACCAAGCUGUCCCUCCAUUGAACAACAGCCACAUCAAUCCCACGUCCGGGUUGUCCAAUGCCACUAUCAAAAAGCACAGCUUUGUUGGCCGUAAUCCGAAUUUCGAUACGGAUGAGACCAAGCUACUCAUCCAAUUGUGGGGUGAUCCCAAAUUGCAACGAACUCUCAUUACCACUCAUAAAAAGCAUGCGGUGAUCUGUCAAUUGGCGGCCAAAAUGCAGGAAUAUGGUUAUCACAGGUCACCGGAGGAAAUAACCACCAGAAUCAAGAAUCUGAAGUGUUUCUACAAUCGCCUGAAAAAGGACAAGGAAUGCGGUGGCUUGGGUGCCGAUACGGAGCCAAGUUGGAAACACUUUGCCGAAAUGGAUGCCAUCAUGACGCGGCCCAUCUUUAGUGUGCGUCCCAAUGAGGUGCCGGCACCAUCAUUGAAAUAUCAGCUGGAACAGGCACUGGAAGAGCAUGCUGAGCGUCGAAAGCGACGCAUAGAGAAUGGUGAGGAGCUAUCCGAGAGCGAUACCGAAGAGGAUGACAUGCUGUUGUCCGCUUUGGUUCACAAAACUAAAGACCCAGUUCCUCGGCGAGAGGACGAUACAGAACAGGAGCAGCUAGAUGUUGAUAUCAAUGGCACCGGAAAUGGCGAAGUGGGAGGUGUGUCCAGGGAAGAUAAUACAACGUUGGGUGUCAAGCGUCGGAAACUUUCACCAAUAGCCACAGAUGUGGAUAUGGGAGAGGCUUUAAAUUGUCCACCCAGCAUUAAGACUGAACCGGGACAAGAAAUAAAACCAGACACAACAUCUGCACCUGCUCCUCCACCAAUUCCAACCGAGCCAGAGGUGGAGGAGGAGGACGAUGAUUGUUUGCUCCUGCCCCUGACCAAGGAGGAACCUAUUGAUGUGGAUGCCGCCGACGAGAGAUCUUCGACUUCUCCAGUGGCAGUAGCACCACAACCCGCUGCCACUAUGCCCACAUUGGUGGACAUGUUGCAAUUGCAGACCAAGAGUCCAUUUACAUCAGCCAAUAUCAUUCCGGCCAGCAGCAUUACGACUACAGCCAGUUGCACCUUGACCACGGCCAGCAAUUCAACGACUGCCGGAAAGUUACAACCUGGGAAAAUUUCACUGGUGCCCACUAAUUUCCUCAUGCAGCCCAAAAUCCCUGGAGCGGCGCCUACUGCCAACAAUGCUGCCAACGCUCUCAUCAGUCAAGCCAAGGCGGGGGCUCCUCAGUUGCAAAUUCUACAAAGUGCCAUCAAUCAGGGGGCCCGCCUAAUGAUUAGCGGAACUGCUCCCGCUGCCGGUGCUCCGACAGGUAAUCCUGGUCUAAUGGCUACUGCACCGGGGGGAGUCAAAUUCGUCCUGGUCAAUGCAGAUCAAGCAAAAGCCGCAGCCGCUGUGGCAGCGGUGGGCAAAUCUUCGGCCUCGCUACCCUUAGCCACAGCCCAGGCGGCGGCGGCUGCUCAGGUCCAACAGCAGCAGCAGCAACAACAGCAACAGCAGCAGAAACAAUUGCAGCAACAGAAUUUUCAACAAGAACAGCAACAACAGCAGCAACAACAAAUACAACAGCAGCAACAAUUGGAAAAGGAUGAUAAGCGUCGUGCACAGGAUAGGGCACGUGAUGAUCAGCAAUCCAAGCGUCACAUGACAACUAUGAGAAUUCUUUUGCGACAGCUGCUCAAUGCUCAAAACGAAGCCAAUGAGAUUCAACAUAAUCGUCUAUCAUUGGAACGCGAACGCCUGGAUUGGGAAAAAUCAAUGGGUGAUCGCUUGCUAACACUAUUGCCAAAUCUCUUGCAAUCUGGAGGAUCUGCCACGGCGACAAGUAAUGCUGGUCCGACAGCUGCUCCAACGCAGCAGCAAUUUAUAGUCUCAGGCAAUGGCGGAACAGCACAGCGUUUGCAGCCACCCAAGUUACUCUUUACCACAGCUCUGCCCAUGACAAAUGGCACCACAAUGGCCAUGCCCCAUAUACUCGCAUCGAAUUCGUUGCCCAAGGUUAUAGCGGCGACGUCAUCCAACGCUACAGCAACUACAGCCAAGCCAUCAACCUUGGAUAAUGAUGUCCAAUUGAUUACGCCCAAACUGGAAAAGGAAGCUUAAGCUCAACUGCAUUACCAAAACUAGUCGACUUUCAACUGAAUGAUAUUAUAAGAAAUAUUCUCAAAGUGAUCUCCUGUAGAAGUGAAACGAAUGAUAUUCUUGCCCGCCAUUUAAAUUUUUGAAAUUCCACGCUGUAUAAAAUAAAACUGUCUAACAAUUUCAGUUCUAAAUUAA
Messenger RNA from Drosophila willistoni, 3353 nucleotides. RefSeq names its product AF4/FMR2 family member lilli. Gene Ontology annotation, cellular component: nuclear body. The record is from RefSeq and is a predicted model, not a curated record. The transcript is spliced from 2 exons. The coding region runs from base 912 to 3179 and encodes 755 amino acids. Lineage: Eukaryota; Metazoa; Arthropoda; Insecta; Diptera; Drosophilidae. Gene Ontology annotation, biological process: positive regulation of DNA-templated transcription.